Molecule: messenger RNA, 1424 nt
Organism: Linum trigynum
Lineage: Eukaryota; Viridiplantae; Streptophyta; Magnoliopsida; Malpighiales; Linaceae
Source: the annotation of a GenBank genome assembly
UUCCACACCUCAAAUCACUCUCACCAUCCUCUCCUUCUUCAUCUUCAGCAAUCUCACUAACUCGAUCUUGUUCGCAGCAACCAAGCAUGGCGUUCGGCACAAUCGCUGGCGUUACCGCCAUUCUGAUGGCGGCGGCGGCCAUGGUCUCAGCUGCCGAUUACCCCAAGGCAGAAACCGUGUGGUGCGCCGUAGCUUCCCGAUGCUCCGACGCUUACGUCAAAUGCCCCGCCGAAUGCGCUUCCACCACCACCCCAAACGCCAAGGGCAAGGUUUGCCAUGUCAAUUGCGACCACCCACAGUGCAAGUCCGAGUGCAAGAAACGCAAGCCGAACUGCGACGCACCAGGAUCGGCCUGCUACGACCCGCGCUUCGUGGGCGGGGACGGCAGGGUGUUCUACUUCCACGGAAAGAGCGGGGAGGUCUUCAGCCUGGUCUCCGACCCCAGCUUCCAGAUCAACGGCCGGUUCAUCGGCCACAGGCCCGUGGGCCGUCCACGCGACUUCACAUGGAUCCAGUCCUUGGGCCUCAUCUCCAAAACCCACAGGUUCACCCUGGAAGCCACCCGGGCCGCGGUCUGGGACGGUGAGGUGGACCACUUGAAAUUCGCCUACAACGGACAAGACCUCUCGAUCAGCGAAGGCUCCCUCUCCGCCUGGCAGUCCCCCGACGGGGACGUCAGGGCGGAGCGCGUCUCGAGUAGGAACAGCGUCAUCGUGACGAUCAAGGACAAGGUGGAGAUCCUGGUGAACGUCGUCCCGGUGACCAAGGAAGAUGACAGGAUCCACAAGUACCGGGUCCCCGAAAACGACUGUUUCGCCCAUCUCGAGGUCCAGUUCCGGUUCUUCAAGCUGUCGCCGCGUGUCGAGGGAGUGCUGGGCAGGACGUACCAGCCGGACUUCGAGAACAACGUUGCGAGGCCCGGAGUGGCAAUGCCGGUGAUGGGAGGCGAAGAUAAGUACAGAACCUCGGACCUUGUCUCUGCGGAAUGUGGUGCUUGCAUCUUCUCCGAGACAGAGGAUUUGAAGCAGGGGAAUGGCGCCGUUGAUUUCCCUACCCUUGAUUGCACCAGGGGAGCUGCAGCUGGGUAUGGAAUUGUCUGCAGGAAGUAAUUGAGGGUAUAUGGAGGUUUGAUUUGUGAUGGUGGAUUGAUGAACAUCAUCAGCUUCUGGUUUGAAUUUGAAGUUCAAUAAACGUUGUGGAGGCAGGGGAAGGGGGAUCUUCUAUGUUGUAUUAAAAUGAUCUCUCAUUUGUAUCUGGUUUUUAACGAAUUUGUUAUGUUCGUGUUUGUUUUUCAUCAAAGUUGUAACGCUAAUGUUGUGCUCGACGAUUAUCUUCGUAAUUGUACUACAUUAUCAUUGUAUUAUUGAAUUUUAAGUGAAGUUCUAUAAGAACGAUAAUUUGGUGAUUAAAUAUGAUGCUAUUUU